AUGGCCGCUCCUCAAGAACACGUCCUCGUCACCACGCAGCCGGCCCCGACUCCGGCGCCGGCUGCCACCCAACCUGCCAACAACGGACCUAUUGACCAAGCCGACCUCGAUGACUGGAAGAACCGCUUCAACCAUGUCCUCUCCCGCUCUGGGGAAGUCGUCAACUCCAAGUCCCCGGAGAGCGCGCAGUCCUGGGCCGCCGGCUUCUUCGACUGCUUCAGCCCCAUUGACACUUGCUUAAUCACCUACUGCCUGCCCUGCGUCACCUUUGGCAAGACUCACCACCGCGUGCGUAAGAAUGGCAACCUGGAUGGAUACGAGCCCAUCAACACCUCUUGCCUCCUCUUCUGCGGCGCUGGCUGCUUUGGUCUUCACUGGAUCCCCAUGGCCAUGCAGCGUAUGAACAUUCGCGAAAAGUACAACUUGAAGGGGUCCUUGAUCCAGCAGGACAAGGAGGCCGAGCACCGCGAGCAGCAGCUCCUGAGCUCUGGCGUCCAGCAGCAGUACCAGCCCAACAACAGGAUGCAGUAUCCCCUCAAGACUGGUUGA
Metarhizium acridum CQMa 102 is the source of this 549-nucleotide messenger RNA. The record is from RefSeq and is a predicted model, not a curated record. Lineage: Eukaryota; Fungi; Ascomycota; Sordariomycetes; Hypocreales; Clavicipitaceae.